This is a messenger RNA of Oncorhynchus gorbuscha (pink salmon), 4065 nucleotides long. RefSeq names its product serine/threonine-protein phosphatase 2A 56 kDa regulatory subunit gamma isoform-like. Bases 186 to 1901 code for a protein of 571 amino acids. Gene Ontology annotation, cellular component: protein phosphatase type 2A complex; nucleus; cytosol. The transcript is spliced from 16 exons. The record is from RefSeq and is a predicted model, not a curated record. Gene Ontology annotation, biological process: signal transduction; protein dephosphorylation. NCBI's taxonomy places the organism in Eukaryota, Metazoa, Chordata, Actinopteri, Salmoniformes, Salmonidae. Gene Ontology annotation, molecular function: protein phosphatase activator activity.
UCAUUUUUAUUUUUGUAUCACAAAAUAUAACGUGAUCGACCACACACUACCGCACAGUAGGUGGCGGCAUGCACAAACAAAAUAUGCGAACGCCAUGAUACCAAAGAAGAAGAACUGCUAAACGUUGUUAGGCUUUAGCUUCUGGAGAGCGUCAGAGAGGGAACGAGGGCGGCUACAUUUUUGCAAUGCCGAAUAAAGCGAAAAAAGAGAAGGAGUCGGGAAAAGUUGUAAAAACUGGAGGUCAAGAAAACGACCAUGAGGGUUCCAAUAGGAAAGGCAGUAACAGCGUCCCUCCCGCCACUCAGCUGCUGAAGGGCAAGCAGCCGGGUUCCCAGACGCCGGUCAAGAAGGACAAGAGGCAGAGCUCGUCCCGCUUCAGCCUCAGCAACAACAGAGAGCUUCAGAAGCUGCCUGCCUUCAAAGAUGUCCCGCCGGCGGAGCAGGAAAAGUUGUUUGUCCAGAAGCUGCGUCAGUGCUGCGUCCUGUUUGACUUUCUGUCGGACCCUCUGAGCGACCUGAAAUGGAAGGAGGUGAAGCGGGCAGCGCUCAGCGAGAUGGUGGAGUACAUCACCCACAACAGGAACGUCAUCACAGAGCCCAUCUACCCAGAGGUGGUGCAUGUGUUUGCAGUGAACAUGUUCAGGACAUUGCCUCCAUCAUCCAACCCCACAGGGGCUGAGUUUGACCCAGAGGAGGAUGAGCCCACUCUAGAGGCCGCGUGGCCACACCUCCAGCUCGUCUACGAGUUCUUCCUCCGGUUUCUGGAGUCUCCCGACUUUCAACCAAAUGUGGCCAAGAAGUAUAUCGACCAGAAAUUUGUAAUGCAGCUAUUAGACCUGUUUGACAGUGAAGACCCUAGGGAAAGGGACUUUCUAAAGACCACUCUGCAUCGCAUCUACGGAAAGUUCCUGGGCCUGAGAGCGUACAUCAGGAAACAGAUCAAUAACAUAUUCUAUAAGUUCAUUUAUGAAACAGAACGUCAUAACGGAAUAGCAGAGUUAUUGGAAAUAUUAGGAAGCAUAAUCAAUGGCUUUGCCUUACCGUUGAAAGAGGAGCACAAGAUUUUCCUGUUGAAAGUGUUGCUGCCUUUACACAAAGUCAAAUCCCUUAGUGUCUAUCACCCACAGCUGGCUUAUUGUGUGGUGCAGUUUCUAGAGAAGGACAGCACUCUCACAGAACCGACUGUGAUGGCUCUGUUGAAGUACUGGCCGAAGACGCACAGUCCAAAGGAGGUGAUGUUCCUCAAUGAGCUGGAGGAAAUCCUGGACGUCAUCGAACCCUCUGAGUUUGUCAAGGUCAUGGAGCCUCUCUUCAGACAGCUGGCCAAGUGUGUGUCCAGCCCUCACUUCCAGGUGGCAGAGAGAGCGCUGUACUACUGGAACAAUGAGUACAUCAUGAGUUUGAUCAGUGACAAUGCUGCCAGGAUCCUCCCUAUCAUGUUCCCCUCGCUCUACCUCAACUCCAAGACCCACUGGAACAAGACGAUCCACGGUCUGAUAUACAACGCCCUGAAGCUCUUCAUGGAGAUGAACCAGAAGCUGUUUGAUGACUGCACACAGCAGUUCAGAACAGAGAAGAACAAAGAGAAGGCCAAGUGGAAAGAGAGAGAAGAGGCGUGGGUGAAGAUUGAGAAUCUGGCCAAGUCCAACCCUCAGUUCCUGGUGUACGUGGACCCGUCAGACCUGGGUAGUCCUAUGGAGACAGACGGACCAAUGAUGGAGGAUGUUAACAUCUUGAAGAAGACCAUAGAGGAAGAAGCCACGCAGCUCCAGAGGAACGAGCGUAAGGAGCGUCCGCUGGUCAGGAGGAAGUCUGAGCUGCCUCAGGACAUCUCCACCGUCAAGGCCCUGGAGACGCACCGGAGGGCCAAUGAUAUGGUCACACCACACGACGGACACUAAAGACACACGCACGUACACGAACAAACACGUACACGAACAAACACGUACAGUCAGUCUCUCUCUCUCUGACACACACAUACGCACGCACACAUACAGACAGUUGCACAUACAGACGUACAGGCAGUCUCUCUCUCACACACACACACACACACACACACACGCACACACACAGUCGCACACACACAAACACACACACAGACAGUCGCACAGUCAGACACCACAUACUGACAGACAGACAGUCACACAGUCAGACACCACAUACUGACAGACAGACCAGCCCCGGGGGGCCCAGAACAGUCCAGCACAGACAAGGUCCAGAAUAGAACAAAACAGAAUGGCCUGGCUGAAAGAAGCUGCAGCUCAAACAACUCCACCAGUCCAACUCUGAAGUGUUCCCCAGUUCGCUACAGCCCUGCCCAGAGAUGUCAAUGGCACAGGGCUGUAUGGCAUGACCACGAAACAUGACAUUGUUGCCCACCCUCCCUCUCUCUGUCUUGUAAAAGCAGUGCUGUCCCCUUGUGGUCAUUUUUCUCAAGUCUUCUGUUAUUGUUUUAAUUUGUUGGAUUCUUUCUGUUUUUCUCUCAUCCUCAUUCUAGAUGUCAUGUGCACUGGCAAUAUGAUUGGCAGACACAUGUAUUAUAGAUGCAUACUGUACGUAAUGGGUGAAGGAAGAAGCAGUUUAGUCUCCUCUCUCGCUCUCUCAGCAUAGAGAGCAAAGCACAGUCCUUCUCUCUCAUGUUUAUUCUUUGUUGCCUAGUUACUGCUGCUAUUGCCAUAAGCGUAAUAUUUUUAUUUUGUUUUGCUAGGAUUGAUUUGAUGGGAGGGGAAUUAUUGGGGACCGCCAAGAGACGUAAUAAAGUUGUGGCUCUAAAUGUGCUUCGCUUAGUGAAAGGGGGAUUCUUCUGUCCACUGGACAUCAGCUGGUCUGUACAGACUUAGUUUGGUUCCAACCUCACGCUUGCUUUUUCUUGCUUUUUAAAAAACUUAUCCACCCUUUCUUAGCUGUAUGAUAUUGUAGGCAAUAAGUUGCAGUGUGUUUGGUUGGUUUCGAACAAUGGUUAAUGGUUUUCUAAGACUGAGGGCACAGCACAUCAAUUGUUUUCUGGAUCCAUUGGAGUUUACUGUCCAUGUGAACACGUCAAUCCCAUUCCCUAUCGGUCUGUUCGUGUCUUCAUUCGUAAUCAGUAUUGAUCAAGACAUCAAAGUCAUGUUAGUGUUGUGAAAGCUGAGGUCUGUGUUCUAGUUCAGUGUUUACAGACUCCCAUUGAGCUGUAGUGUGGGAGGAGCUGUACUGGGCUACACACAGAGGAAUACCUGCUCCUCACUGCUCUCUACUCUUCAUAACCAAGACCCCUCUCUUUCUGAUGUUGCUUUUAUACCUUGGUAACUAAGUAGCCUAGUUCAGUCACAUAAGAUCAUUCUGUCUGUAGUCAGUCAAAAUUCAUCACAAGCCUUUCCUUUCAUAGUGCCUUUAUUGUACAAGUGGCUAAACUGAGGGUAGAAUAGCAGUGUUAUGUGAAUGCAGAACCAUGUUCAAUUUAGCAUUAGCUUCCCAACAGACCACAGAGACGCACGUUGAAACACAAUGACACUCACACCUACCCACAGAGUAUGUAGGGCCAUGUUUAGUGUAAAACGCAUACAAGUUGUUUUUGUUAAAUCUACAAAGCAGAUCAAUGAUUGUGGUCAAGCUAGAGAGGAGUGGGUAAGCCCCAAAGACUUAAGAUAGAAGCACUUCCUGAUAAAACUUGAAGAAUAAAAACCCAAGAUCCAAAAUGAAUGAAUCAUUCGUGCUGUCUGAUCUGUUUAGUUACGUCAGUUCCUCUGUGUGCCUGAUGAAAAACGUGUAGAGAAGGAUGCUUCUCAUUCAACCUGAUCUUAUUACCCCUCGCCCUGUUCCAUUUAGGAUGUCCCCCAAAUGGCACCUUAUUCCCCUAUGGACCGUGAUCGAAAGAAGUGCACUAUAUAGGAAAUAGUGUGCCAUUUUAAGAUGCACCAUUGUUUGAGUCCCCAGACAGACAUGCACUCUGGCUGUAUCCCUGUAGAGAAGCUCUGUGUGUGUGAGACACUAUUUCUGGAUGUGUGCAGGGUCUUUUCCAUUGCCUGCAAAAACUCUGAUGUUCAGAUUGAAUGUGCAAAUUGUAAAUAUAUUACUAUCACGAUA